GAGUUGGGCGCGAGGAUCCGACGAGUAUUCUUUCUGCCUGUACGUAUGUACGAUACGAUAUGAGACAUGCAGUAGGGACGCUUUAAAGCCGAACUUCAAGAGCGAUUGCAGGAUUGAAUCAGUCUUUCCGUAGCCCAGAAGCCGCUAGUAGUGUAUUCUAUUUUGCUCGCCCGUGUUGAUGUUUAAAAAAUUCCGAUAGUUUCCUGCAUUGUUGAAUCGGUCGGUGCUGAAGCCAAGGAGUCGUGUGUUCGUCGUGAACGUGAUAUUUCAUUGAAUUGGGUCUGUGCGAUCCGAUCAUGGAGGUUCUUAUUCGUGCGAAUAAUAUCUUCCACGAAGUGGAGAAUGUGGUGAAUAAUCUAUCUAUUAGCCCACAGACGACUUUGGAGGAAGACUGGCUCCAGAAUUGGUAUGAAAUGUCCAAGUAUUUGGAGGAUCCCGAGCCAUCUGAUCCCCCUGCUUCGCCGGAUCCACUCCGCAGAAGCUCCCAUUGGCGAGAUUCCAUUGACUCGGACUCGACCAAUACUGAUUCAGAAACUGAAAGCGUGAUCCAACAUCCGAUCGAGGAGAUCGCGAUUGGCAACGCCAUUCCCAAAAUGAAGCAGGUCCAUAUCCUUCACCGUGACCUUCAUCGAGAAGGUGCUUCCAGUCAAAACUGGUCCAGGAACUACACGUCGCCCGUGAUCCGAAUUAUUGCACUUGAUGCCCAAAAUCAGCCGACUAAAGCUCAAAAUGUGUUCAUUCCUUCGCCUUCCAAAACGGCAUUGAAUAUCGUGGGCAACGGAAACAACUUUGCUCUCUCUCCAAUGUCUGCUUGCGCUGAUGAGCUGACCGACGCGCUCAAGAAACGUGUACAUAAGUGUCAUUUCCCAAACUGUGAGAAAAUGUACACGAAAAGCUCGCAUUUGAAAGCGCAUCAGAGGACGCAUACAGGUGAGAAGCCCUACCAAUGUUCGUGGGAAGGGUGUCUGUGGCGAUUUGCCCGCUCGGAUGAGCUGACCCGCCAUUAUCGGAAGCACACCGGGGCCAAACCUUUCCGAUGUUCCACGUGUGGUCGGCGAUUCGCUCGCUCGGAUCAUCUGGCCUUGCAUGCCAAGAGGCACCGGUAAACAUGGACCAACAACAAAUGCCCCACAAUUGGUGGCUGUUCCUGUUGCUGUUGUCGUUGUUGUCGUUGUUGUUGUUGUCAGUGAUGUGUUCUUAACCGUGCCUUCAGAGAAUGCUCAAAGAGAUCCGCCUCCGUUCCUUCAUCCUAGUCGCUACAUCGAGGGAAUCUAGUCGACUUCCACCGUGAUCAAAUCAAAGUAGUGAUUGGCACCACCUCUUCCAAAGAGAAAUGAACUAACCUUGCCAGCUGUGAUAAUAGUACCGUGCAAAACGUGUCUCCGAGCAAAUAUGUAUUUUUUUUAUGAAAUUAUGUGGCAGAACGAGUAUUCUCUCGAUAAUGUUGUGGUGCAUUUCCUCUCGAAAUUUGUCGAAUUUGCGGAUUGAAAGAGUGAGCAAGUAAGUGAGUGAGUCUUCGUCUUCAGUGUUGUUGACGAAUAUGAUGAUGAUGAUGAUGAUGACUCGCCCCCGCAUGAAUUGGGUUCGAAGAACAAACUAGCUGUAGUGGUAUCCUCUGACUCAUUUGAAGUGCUCGGCACUUCUCGCCUAGAACUACAGAUGAGACAUUGGAGACAUCGCCAACGUUCUUGGAAAUCCCGACAAAGACUUCAGUGAGAGUUACUCAGAUUAAGGUUCCUGCAUUUGAAAGCGAACUCCACUAAUGCUCAUGUGAUGCUCUAGGAAGUUAAAUGGAAAAUAAAAAGAUAGAAACAUCCA
Messenger RNA from Tigriopus californicus, 1818 nucleotides. Its product is annotated as Krueppel-like factor 6. Gene Ontology annotation, biological process: regulation of transcription by RNA polymerase II. The transcript is spliced from 3 exons. The coding region runs from base 297 to 1106 and encodes 269 amino acids. NCBI's taxonomy places the organism in Eukaryota, Metazoa, Arthropoda, Copepoda, Harpacticoida, Harpacticidae. Gene Ontology annotation, molecular function: RNA polymerase II cis-regulatory region sequence-specific DNA binding; DNA-binding transcription factor activity, RNA polymerase II-specific. The record is from RefSeq and is a predicted model, not a curated record.